AUGACGCAUGAUGGCAAUUUGAUGAAGUUAUUGCAACUUCGUACUGAGGAGGAUCCUGGACUUGAAAGGUGGCUAAAGAAUCAGCAUUACAUGUCGCCUGAGAUAGUAAACAAAUUAAUUGCUGUUCUUGGCAAGGAGUUGCUUCAGCGGUUACUGGAGAAUAUUAGAGACACGUCCUGGUUUGCUAUAAUAGCAGAUAAAACUACGGAUAUUGCUAAGCUCGAGCAGCUUUCUAUUUCUAUUCGAUGGGUCAGGAAAACUUAUGAGGUCAAUGAAGACUUCGUUGGUCUUAUACAUGUUCCUUAUAUAACUGCUGCUACGUUAACAGAUGCUAUUAAGGAUGUCCUCAUACGCUGUCAACUGCGACUUUCACAAUGCAGGGGCCAAGCAUAUGAUGGUGCCUCAAAUAUGAUGGGGCGAUUGCGUGGUGUUGCAACUCAGAUACAAGUCACAGAAGCAGCAGUAAUUCCAGUCCACUGCCUUUCACAUUGCCUUAAUCUGUGCUUGCAAGAUGCUGCAAGAAAAUGCCAACCUAUCAGGAAUGCUCUGAAUAUUGUAAUGGACAUCUGCCAGCUGAUUAAAUUUUCUCCAAAGCGAUCUUUUGUCUUCCUGACAUGCAAAGAUGGCUUGCCCAUUCCUGGAACAGCACUAGUUGAAAUUAUGGGAGCGAUCAGCAGGGUAUCACAUGAUGACUGUGGUUGCAGAGCUGGAGGAAUAUUGGCAAUUCUUGAACGUUUUGAUACAUUCUUUGGCUUGAAGUUUGCUCAUUUGGUAUUUGGUGCAACUGAGCAAACAUCUAUAGCAUUGCAAGGAAAAGACACAACUGUUCAAGAAGCUGUGCUGCUAGCAUGGCAAAAUCUUUUGUGUGCAGACAAAGAAAUGGCCUUGCCUUUGAGCAAUUUUUAUUCAACAAUGGUGGUUCAUUCAAAUAAUUAUGCAAGUGAAGCAGUGCUGCCGAGGUACAAGAGGAUUCCACAUUGUUUAGAUGAUGGUUCUGAGCCUCAUCGGUUCACUAAUCCAAAAGAAUAUUAUCGAGUUUAG
This is a messenger RNA of Corticium candelabrum, 1041 nucleotides long. Its product is annotated as zinc finger MYM-type protein 1-like. The record is from RefSeq and is a predicted model, not a curated record. The transcript has 2 exons. Lineage: Eukaryota; Metazoa; Porifera; Homoscleromorpha; Homosclerophorida; Plakinidae. The coding region runs from base 1 to 1041 and encodes 346 amino acids.